Molecule: messenger RNA, 1413 nt
Organism: Sphaeroforma arctica JP610
Lineage: Eukaryota; Ichthyosporea; Ichthyophonida
Exons: 1
Coding region: 60-869 (269 amino acids)
Source: RefSeq, a predicted model, not a curated record
GUGAGAUAUUUCCCUUAUCUGACAAGAUCAAUGUGCUGAAGUUAGCUGCACUAAACACAAUGAUGGAAUCGAGAGCUAAUGGUAAACAGCAGAGAUUGUGUAUCUUGUUUGUGGUAGCAUGUUGUGCAUUGUUCACUGGACAUUACUGCUCCACAAAGCAAGGGGUAAAUCCAUACGCGGUCCGUGUAAACGAUCCAGAUACACCAACUGACCCCAAUAGCUUUGAUGAGGUGAAUGUAAGCCUGCCUUGUGGGCACCAAUUUUUGAUGCGCGGCCAUAAUCUCCGGGAUGCGAAUAUUAUUCGUGAAUUUGCUGAGGAUGAGUAUGGCAUUUGCAAGGCAACUGAACUUCAAGAUAAGAAGAACGGCAAGGUAAUCGAUAUUGGCGGCAACGUUGGCACUUUCUCGAUAGCGACCCUGCUGCAGUACCCGAAUGCGAAAUCAAUAGUGUUGGAACCGACUAAGAUUAAUCGCGAAUUCAUCAAACACAAUGCAAAAGUCAAUGGAGUUUCCGAUCGACUCACUGUGCUGAAUAGUGCUGCCACAGUCGACGGUCGUUCACUCUUCAUAAAGUGGGACGAAGUGAAUCCGGCAAACAGCCGCAUGGUCAGCAAAUAUAAACCUAAUCAGAGUAUCGAAGAGGUUAAAUCGGUUUCGUUACAAUCCGUGAUUGCGAAACAAAAGUACGUAGAUAUCGUCAAGAUCGACUGCGAGGGCUGUGAACAGGAAAUUCUGAUGGGCACCCCAGCGUUAAUGGAUGAGAAACUUGUAGGACGAGUUGUGGGGGAGAUACACUGGGUGAAAAAUGAAAGAAUGCGCUGUAUCCUCAAUAGGUUCGCUCAAGACACACAGCUUCAGUUCCAAUGUUAAGUGGGCAAGGUUACUUUCGGAAGCUUAUUGCUGUCGAUAUAAACACACCGUGCGCGGAGAUUCUGAGAAUCAAGUGGUGGAAGAAAGAUAGGCGCGUAUGGCAAUAAAGCGACAUAUAAGUUAUUGUUAGUUAUGUCGGUUUAUAUUUACAUGUGUUGCGAGAUGAUUGGUUGUAGAAAUAUGUGGCGCAGAAAGCUAUUUUAAUCGGCACUUUUAGCGACAAUGCGAUUGAGGAAUCCUGAAGGAGGAAUAAAGCUGUACCGUAUAAACCUAUGUAGCCUGGCGAGAACCUAGGACCUGGUUAGUGAAACAAGAUAUUAAUGGUCUUGUUUACAGUCAUAACUUCGGUACCCUCGGGAAGACUGUAGCAUAAGAGGGUGGUGGAGAGCGGGGUGGUGGAUGUCAGGGACAUCCUACAUGGAAUCGUCAGAUUUGUUCAUGCCCGUUACUCAAUUAUCGGGUAUUUUGACUGCAUUGAUUGUAUAUAAUAUUCGGAAGAACCAAUUCGGCAAAUUAAAUAUACGUUUAUGCCCCAAGCCCGGCA